AUGGCGCCAGCCAAAGCAAGCGCGAAGACCUCUGCCACACAGGAGAAGAUGUCAAAGACCGAGAUCUGCAGGUUCAACAGCAUGGGCAAGUGCAAGCGCGGUGCGCAGUGCAGCUUUGCCCACGGCCCAGAGGAGCUUGUUGCCAAGCCCGACCUCUUCAAGACGAUGCUUUGCCGGAAGUGGGCGAAGGGCUCCUGCAAUUUUACCAACUGCACAUUUGCGCACGGAGAAGAGGAGCUGCGCGAUGCCCGAUCCAAGCGUCUUACAGGACUUCGCAACUUUGACGUGGUCGCGGAGAAGGAGGAGGCCAUUCUCGAGGAGACCUGUGUCUCCGAAGCCAGUACGGAGGACGGAGGCACUGGCACAGGCAGUGCGUCUGAGGAGCGGAUGGAGGACCACGUUUGGGGCUUGGAGCUGCUUCUCAGCGCGCAGACGGCCGCGUUGAAUGCUGCUACGCAGGACGCCGAGACCCGCCCCGUCUUCGUUCUGCCCGGGGAUGCGGCGAAGUUCCCGAUGAAGGCAUCAUCGGCACAGGUAACAACAGUCCUAAGGAGUAAGCUAGAGUUUCAGGUUCAAAAACAGAUAUAG
Molecule: messenger RNA, 588 nt
Organism: Symbiodinium sp. CCMP2592
Lineage: Eukaryota; Dinophyceae; Suessiales; Symbiodiniaceae
Source: the annotation of a GenBank genome assembly